CGUUACGCUGCGUUAAAGGUCAGACGCGUGGUGUGUGUGUGAAACUCGUGUGUUGAAAUCGAUUAAUAAAAUGGCCAGUAUUCUAUUUUCUUCCUUUCGAAAAGUUAUGGUUCCGACUGUUAGAAUGGCACGAUGUUUACACGUAAGUUCGAAAUUAAUGGCGGCGAAAGUUCAACAGAGUGCUCCGAAUUUUAAAGGAAUGGCAGUUGUAGAUAAGCAGUUUAAAGAGGUUCAAUUAGCAGAUUAUAAAGGGAAAUAUUUAGUUUUGUUCUUCUACCCUUUAGACUUUACCUUCGUCUGUCCUACGGAAAUUAUAGCAUUUAACGAUAGAGCAAAAGAAUUUAAAGCUCUCAAUACCGAGUUAGUAGCUGUCUCCACAGAUUCACAUUUCAGUCAUUUGGCAUGGGUUAACACUCCCAGAAAGCAAGGUGGACUGGGUGACAUGACAAUACCAUUAUUAUCCGAUUUUACUAAAAGUAUAGCAAGCGAUUAUGGAGUUCUUUUGGAAGAUUCUGGAAUAGCAUUGAGAGGACUGUUCGUCAUUGAUCCAAAGGGAAUUGUUCGACAGAUUAUUGUCAACGAUCUUCCUGUUGGAAGAUCCGUAGACGAAGUUCUGAGACUUGUCAAGGCGUUGCAGUUUGUGGAGAAGCAUGGAGAAGUUUGUCCCGCCAACUGGAAACCUGAUUCUCCUACUAUUAAGCCGGAUCCAGAAAAGUCAAAAGAAUAUUUCGAAAAAGUCAAUUAAUAAAUAUACUGACUAUUUAUAAUUAGCCUUAAAAGUUUUCUAUGGUAACAGUAAACAUGAUUAUAUAAGAGUGUAAAGAGCCCGAAUAUUAUAGAUACACGUCCUGUGUUACUGAUUGUUAUCCCUUGUAUAUUAUAAAUACUCGUUCUAUGUUAUCCCUGUAUUUGAGUUACGUAAGAAUUGAUAUCUUAAAUUUUAUGAGUAAGGUUAUAAAUCCUUUAGAAUUUUGUUUAUAAUUCAAUAAAGUUAUAUUUCAAACUGUUCUGUUUGAUAUUUAAUUA
This is a messenger RNA of Centruroides sculpturatus (bark scorpion), 1026 nucleotides long. Its product is annotated as peroxiredoxin-2-like. Gene Ontology annotation, molecular function: thioredoxin peroxidase activity. Bases 71 to 745 code for a protein of 224 amino acids. The record is from RefSeq and is a predicted model, not a curated record. Lineage: Eukaryota; Metazoa; Arthropoda; Arachnida; Scorpiones; Buthidae. Gene Ontology annotation, biological process: cellular response to stress; cell redox homeostasis; response to oxidative stress. The transcript has a single exon. Gene Ontology annotation, cellular component: cytosol; mitochondrion.